UAAAGCAACUAGGAUGAUUUAAAGUAUUUAAAAGUGUGACUACACUUUAAAUAUCAACUCUGAAUAAAAUAACACUGUUUUACAUUUAGAAUUUAAACUUGUUAAACUGAUUUCAAUCAAUAUCCCUGUUCUGUUUUUGUAGUAACUAGGAAGUACAAAACGAUAUUGUAGAAAAUGGCGGACGGAGGUAUUGGAUCAGAUGAAUUUGUCAACUUUAAAUGUUGUUUAUGUGAAAAGAAACAUAUAACAAAAGAGGCGGAUAUUUAUUGUGUGGAAUGUCAGGAAUAUUACUGUACACCAUGUACAGACUUGCACAAAUUGUUUUCUUCAAUGAGCACGCAUCAGUUUAUAGACAAGUCAAGUUUCAACACAGUUAGCUUACAGAAAUCGUUGCCAAGUUUUCCAGUUGAAAAAUGUGAAGCUCAUAAAACCAAGCUGCUGGAUAUGUAUUGUGCUGAUCACGAUGAUGUAGCAUGUGCGACCUGUAUAGCUAUAAAACACAGAACAUGUCAACAUAUACAUUCAAUACCAGAUGAAGUUGAUGACUUAUGUAAGGAGAUUGAUGCUGAUAAGAUUUUAGUAAGUAUUGAGCUGAUUUGCAUAAAAACUAAAAUUGAGGAGGCUGAGAGAGCAAAGAAAUUUCUUAUCAAAGAGCUCAAUGUACAGAAGGAGAAGGCGACAGAGUCAAUAAGACAAUUCAGAAAAGAAAUGGAAGUAAUACUGGACACACUUGAAAAGAAUACAUUAAAAAUUUUAGAGGAAAAGUACAAAACUGGCAAAGAGAAACUAGAGAACGAGAUUAAAAACCUACAUAGACAUAUAAAUGAACUCAAACUUUCAUCACAAAAAGUAAUAAAGUCAGUUGGGAAUAAAGCACAGGAGUUUGUCGCUGUGAAAACUUAUCAGAAACAAAUCAUUGAAGCAUAUGAAGCAGAGGCAGAGUCUAUGACAAAUUCAUCAGCUGUUAAAGUUGAAUUUAUUGCUGAUUGGUCAAUAAAGGAUGCUUUGAAAGACUACAAGACAUUUGGAUUAAUUUCAGUGAGUGAUACUGAAAGUAUGAGAGACAACAUGUAUGUUGUGAAAAGCAAGAAACAAGUCAACAUCAAACAUGAAAAUGAUAAGAGGACAUGUAAUGUUAAUGGUUCAUGUUUCACAGAUGAUGGACUAUUAUUUCUAGCUGAUUAUUACAACAAGACAUUAAAGCUUAUAGAUUUGUCCUCAGAAUCCAUAAAAGAUAAGCUAAAUCUUGAAGCAUCUCCAUACAAAAUUUGUCAAAUAAGUAAAAACGACUUUGCAGUAAGUUUGAACAAUAAAACCAUUCAAUUUGUUACAAUGGGCAGCAAACUUACCAACAAACAACUGAAGCUUGAUCAUGACUGUUACGGACUGGCCUACAAAGACAACAAAUUAUUCAUCUCUGAUUCUCGUACAGCGCUCUACAUUCAUGAUAUGAAUGGCAUCCUGUUGCAAAAAAUCACAAGUGAUAAACAAGGCAAUGCAAUCUUCAAAAGUACCAGAGGUAUCAGUGUUAGCAGUGAUGGCAAGAUGAUUUAUGUGGCUGAUGGUAAUAAAGGUUUGAUUGUCCUUGACAUUGAGGGAAAUUACAAGACAACAAUUACUGAUCCUGAUUUUAUUAAUCUAUAUGGAGUUUGUACAGACAAACGAGGAAACAUAUUUGUGUGUGGAUGGGGGCAGUCUAAAAUUGUACAGAUCAAUGAAAAGUCUGCUGUAAAACUGGGCGUACUUGGCAACGUUAAUUGUGGUUUAUCUUGUAGCUUUCUUUUGAAACAUAACAGACUGGCAGUAACUAUUGGCAACAGUGAUACGAUUGAGGUGUUUGAUUUACUGUAAAUCCAAUACCGUGACACCAAUCAAAAUAUUGAUAUUAAACUAAAUAAAAGAUAUGUGGGCUAUUCACACAUUCUCUUAUCACAAAUGUUUAACAACAAAGAAAAAUGUCACAUUCUUUUUAAUGAAAACAUUUUUAUGUCUUUCGUUAAAUUUAAGUCCCAUUGAUGUUUUUUUCAAACAUUCAAUAAUUUUGGAAUAUGUUCUACAUAGUUUACUGUGUAAUACACAGAGGACAUUGAAUGAAUGUAAGUUUAAUACUGAUUUUUUUAAGUAAUUUGGAUAUAAUUAUAUUAUGCGAGCCUUUGGCGAGCAAAACAUUAUUUUAUCCAACAAGUUCAAUAAAUUUAAGAAUGAACUUACAUGAAUGUAAUAUUCUUUUUAUCACAUACCAAAAACAAAGACCAUUAAUUUUAAAGUGAAAAAUAACCCUUUUUAUUGACGGGCCUGAAGUGUAACGCUAAUAUUUAGCGCUCCUUAAAGCUACAAUUGUAAAGCGCAAAUGACGUCACGUCAAAAUAUAUGCAUGACCGUGCAAUACUAUUUUUACGUAGCAGCAAAAGCGGCAUGCGUAUGUGAUAAUGAAGUUUUACUAUGCUAAGAUAAAGAGGAUAUGCUUGUAUUAUAUUUCAAUACUUAUAUUAUGUGUUAUGUAUGUGCUUCUAUGUGACUGUAAGGUUAAAUAGUAUCAAGAGUUCAAUUUUGUAUUCAAAAUAAAUAUGCUUUGAUUCAGACAGACAGACUUGUUCAAAAUGUAUGAAUGAUUGAGGCUUUAUUAAAUUGUAUUCAAUACCAAAAAA
Ruditapes philippinarum (Manila clam) is the source of this 2648-nucleotide messenger RNA. RefSeq lists its product as uncharacterized. The transcript is spliced from 2 exons. Gene Ontology annotation, biological process: positive regulation of DNA-templated transcription. Gene Ontology annotation, molecular function: ubiquitin-protein transferase activity; zinc ion binding. Gene Ontology annotation, cellular component: chromatin; nucleoplasm. NCBI's taxonomy places the organism in Eukaryota, Metazoa, Mollusca, Bivalvia, Venerida, Veneridae. The record is from RefSeq and is a predicted model, not a curated record. Bases 175 to 1851 code for a protein of 558 amino acids.